Biomphalaria glabrata is the source of this 13870-nucleotide messenger RNA. RefSeq lists its product as uncharacterized. The transcript is spliced from 19 exons. Lineage: Eukaryota; Metazoa; Mollusca; Gastropoda; Planorbidae. The record is from RefSeq and is a predicted model, not a curated record. Bases 413 to 7072 code for a protein of 2219 amino acids. Gene Ontology annotation, molecular function: ATP binding; protein kinase activity; protein binding. Gene Ontology annotation, biological process: protein phosphorylation.
AGAUCUAGAUUUAUAUAUCUACAAUGUCAAUGUCCACUCUUUUCUUAAUAGAUCUAGAAAUCUAGUCUAAGUGUUAGACUAUGUCUAACUAAAUGUCAGAAAUUAGGCUGUCACUUGAUCAUAGACUAGAUUAACUAGAUAUUAGAUCUAAUUAAAUCUGUAGUCAAGUCAAAGUGUAGUCACUUCACUAGUCACUAGUAGUACUAUCAGUCAGCGUAGUAGUGGAUCUAGAUUAGAAUCUAGACUAUUCUAGAUCUAGUAGUAUUUCUAGAGUUCUAGACUAGGACAAGUCACUGUCACUAGUCAGUGACUGAGUCUGAGGUAGUGACCAUCAGCAUAUGAUGGGACUCUUGAGACACCCCAGACAAAAGGAAUCUUUUUAAAGAAAUGCAAACUUCACUAAGUCUUGAGUAUGACAUCUAGUAAAAAAACUUUCCAAGGCAAUCAAAAAAGUCGAGUACAUGUUUCUGAAAGUGAAAAGCUGCGACGUGAUGUCGAGGAACUAGAGGAUGCCCUACUAUUGCACUCUAGAUAUCAUUCUCAGACUGACAGCGUGAGAGGUUUGAUUAGGAAGGAGAUAGAUGGCUCUCACUGGGAGCAUGGAGGAGAUGGGAAACUCACUACCUAUCAUUCAAAGCGUGAUUUGAUUCAGCCAUCAGAGAUGAAAGACAGAAAACAUGACAAGAACAAACUUUUGCAAGAGAGAAAUGAGACGUCUUUGAGAGAUUACUUCAACUCUGGUGCUGUGAAUACAAAAGAAAAGCAUAGGUCAAGGUCAUCUUCCAGACACUCAAAAAAGGAGAAGCAAAAAAUUGAGGGGCUUUAUGUUGAGGGUCAGUUUUCUAACUCUGAUUGGUCAAGGGUAGACACUGAUUUGACCUUGAAAGGAAUGAACACCAAAGACAAAAAACUUACACUAGGUGUUGACAGAAAUGCAAAACUGGAGAAAGUUGAUGAAAGAAGUCCAAGAAGAACUAAGCAAGAAGCAAGAAACGAGCAUCAGAAUAGUCGGAGUGUAAAUAACUAUUCUAAGGACAAGGUGUUAACACAAGUUGGCACUUAUGACGUAGACAAAACAACCUUGACCUCAUUUCAUUCUACAGACAGAAAAAAAGAGAAAAACAACAAGACCAGCAAGGAUCACUUGGUGAUUGCUGCUGCCCAGAGCACAAGAAUGCUUGAUGCAGAUCCUGCUGGUAGAAAUCCUGUUUCUAGUUUAGAAAUCUCGUACACUUACAUGCCUCCCGGGCCGGAGGCUCACAAGCAGCAGUCAGAUCUUACAUACCAGAAAACACUGGAGUUUCUGAUGUCUCAGCUCAGCCCUGCCAGUUCUCCUCACCAUGCACCCAGAGAGAAAACUAAAAGACAUAGAAGUAGUGAGCUGUCUAAAGACAGUGGGAGAGAGUCUAGGCACGAGUCACGACGUCACACUGGGGAUGGGCGUCAUAUUUCCAGCAAAUUUGGGGCAACUAGCCAGGGGGUGUCGUAUCUAGACUCCAGAACAUGGCAGCCUGGUAUCAAAGACUCAAUUCCUGAUGAAAGGACAGCCCCAAAGUUUGAAAAAUCUUAUUCAGGUCUAGAGAGCUACAGAAAUGACAGAUUUUCUUUAUCUCCAAGUUCUGGAGACUCCAGAACCAGUGAAGGGAAUAAAUUUGAAAUAGAUUUCCCUGGUUUAUAUAGCUUCAACUCCCAGCAAAAUCUUUCACAUAAAACUGACGCAGUGGCUAGAAAUCAAAGUGAACCUAAUUACAUAAGAGCUCAAACCUUGAUGCCAGAGUCACCCAAUGAACAUCUAGAGCAUUCCCCCAGUCCAGUGUUAACUAAUCAGUCCAAUUUCAUCUCAUUCCAAUCCAAUGCCAGUGUAAUCAAACAAGCAGCAUUCAAUACAUUCCAAUCAGAACCGACUUUAACAUCUGCCAUCACUACAAAGACUUGGGUGCCACAAGACCCUACCACAUCUGCCAUUACAACACAGACUAGGGUGUCCCAAGACCCAGACACAUCUGCCAUUACAACAAAGACUACCCAAGACCCAGCCACAAUUGUUCCUGAAAGUGCAAAACAAAGCUCCUGUGAGAAGUUAGUAUGUGAUCCUGAUGUCCGAACCUGGCUUGAGAGCCUGGGUCUGCAAUCACUUGAUCACUACAUCCAACUUUUUGCUGAGCACCAGAUGGACAUUGCCAGCGUUAGGUUGCUGACUACUGGUGCCCUAAGAGACAUGGGUAUCAAUGCCCUAGGUCCCAUCAUGAAGAUAAUCAAGGGAGUUCAGAUUUUGUGUCGACACGAUAACAUUCAUGUAGAAAAGUCUGAAGUGAAACUUAUCGGAAAGGACAGUCAUAAAACUGAAGAGCCCAUUGGCCAGGAACCCAGUAGGUCAGCGUUGAGUCCAGAAGAAAGCAAUGUGGCAUCUUUGAAUGUAGAAACAUUAAGAUCUCAUGAACAAGGAGAGACAAAGUCAGGUUUGCAACUAUCUUCUCAGGAGACAAACUCUAGAACUGAAGAACAUGACAGACCUGAGAGACCUAAGACUAAUGCAUGGGAGCCUACAGAAAAUCAAACUGAAACAAACAGGACACACUCUUCAUCUGAAAAGUCAGAAAAAGGAUAUGCCAGUAAGAAAUCAACAAAAAAGAAAUUGAAAACAUCUAGGUCAGUGGUCAAAGGGAAGCCACCAUUGGCUAACAAAGUUGGUGAUGAUGGUGUAGCUGCUGCCGCGAAGAAGUUUGCUGCCAAACGCCAGGAACAAAUUAGGAAAUUGGAAGUUGAGGAGAAAAACUUAACAGCAAGAAAACAGAUUAGAGAUGAGUUGACCACUAGACAUCAACUUAGAAGAUCUUCAAGCCUUGAAAGAAAUGGUCAGGGCUCAAGUAGUCUUGCUAGGUCAUCAUCUUUUACAUGUGUAGGAACUGCUAUAGAAGAGCAAGAUAAAAAUAGUGAUGUUGCAAAAACUGAAGGAAAGACAAACAAGAAACGUGUUCCUAAUCUCAGGCAAGUUAGUCUUGAGAAGUAUGCUAGGGAUGACAGUGAGAUUUAUUCUGUUAGUCUUUCUGAUCAGAGUUUGGAAAAAAGUGACGGGCAAGUAUCACCUCAUGAGGAGUGGAACUUGGGAAACAUUUGGGCUUUGAAGAAGCAGCUCUUCGAUAUUGAAAUGAAGCUGGCACACAAGGAGGACAUGUUUAAACAGAAUGGUGCUCAAGGUUAUCCUGCUAAUCAUCAAGAUGUCUCCGGCACCACCAGAGGAGGUGGUGGUAGCGCUGAUGAAAAACUUUCUUUACUACAGCUGGAAGCACACAAUGAAGCAGGCUUGGCAGAUGCUUUGCCUGGCCUGCAAGAAGAUCUGAAUCAUAACUUCAAGCCAUCAACUUUCAAUGGUUUGCCUCCUAGAGAUUUACAGUUGAAUGCUACAUCACUCAGUAAGAAACAUCCACUUGUUAACAAGGAUAACACAGCUGGCUUGGCAAUGAACAAAGAUGAUAGGCUGAAUGGCGCGGACUUGACUAAGAUGGCAGUGGCUGGUCAUUCCAUGGCCAUCAAAGGGACUACUAUACACAGGGACUUUACUAAGCAGUUCCAGGCACACACUAAAAUACGUCCAGACCUGACAGCAACAGCGUCCCAUCUUGAAGACCUUAAGAAAGUGAAGUUGGAUAAAAAUGAUGUGACCUAUUCAGAAAGAGACUUAGUUGGGGAUGGAACAUUUUCACAAGUAUUCAGGGGAGACUAUAAAGGAACAACUGUGGCUGUCAAAAGGUUAAAAUUUCCUUUGCAGUCUACAGACAAAAACUAUUUCGCUGCUGAGGUUUCUAUGCUUCAGAAACUACAUCAUCCAAAUGUGCUGUCUCUGCUGGGUGUCUGCAACAUCAGAAAGUUGACACAUAUAGUCCUGGAAUUUAUGCCUGGGGGAAAUCUUCAUAAUUUAUUGCAUGGCACAAGCAGGAUGACUUUAGGAAGUGAUGUGUUUUACAAGGUUGCCAGAGAUAUCAGUUCUGGUGUCUACUAUCUUCACCACCGACAACCCCCUGUCCUUCACCUUAACUUAAACUCACAUAAUGUUUUGCUGGGCCCAGAGUUUCAUGCUAAAAUAGCUGACUUUGGCUUUUCCAAACUAAAACAUGAGGCAGAUACCAAAUUACCCAAAACCAGCAGACCAAAGCAUGUUACGGGUAACCUCCCAUUGUGGAUGGCGCCAGAGUUGAUUUGUGCAGGGGAGGUAACCGCCAAAGCAGACAUCUACAGUUUUGCUGUUGUAUUGUGGGAAAUGAUAACCAAUAAACUUCCUUAUGAAGGUUGUUCAGUCUAUCAGGUGUUAGAACAGGUGAGGACCAAUAAGCGUCCAUUGAUUCCGGACCAUUGUCCACCAGAUUUGUGCAGGCUUAUACAGAAGUGUUGGGACCAGAAUCCUGCGGCUAGACCAGGCUUUAAAGAAAUUUUAAAGGCAUUAGAACAGCUUUCUGUUUCUCAAAUAUGGAAAGCUCCUGAUUUACCUUUGAAUGCCUUCCAAAACGAUGAGCUUGAUCCAAAAAAAGAAGUGCCAUUUAAUAAUCUAUCACUAUCAGAACCAGAGUUGAAAGUCACAAAAGUCUUUGAACCUUCAGAAAUAAUUAGCCAAAUAGAAGACAAGACAAGAUUAGAACUAAAAUCAAUCUCUUCAGAGAGUGAUUCAGAGUCUUUCGUUCUUGUUGAAAACAAUCUGGGUCACAGCAUUCCAAUGGACAUUCCUCAACUCAGUGGUCAGUUCACAUCGACAGAAAACUCAACACUACAAGAGUUAGCACAGGCACACAUAACAUCAACAUCUCCAACUGUAACAUUAAGUCCUGUGUUGAAUUUGUCAAAGUCUAGUGCUUCACAAGACAUUCCUACUUCCAAAGCAAUUCACCCAAAUGUGCACAACACAGUCCAGAAAAGGAAUAAUGUUUCAAAUAAUUCUGUUCAAAAAGCUACACCGAAGAGUUUUCAAUUACCAGGUCAAGUCAUGAGCAAGUCAAAUGACUUCCAAAAAUCUAGUCAUGUAUCUGGGGACAAACUGCUUCCCCUCAGACACUCCAUGGACAAGCCCCAAGCUCCUUCUUCUGUUCCUUUCUUUUCAAUGAGUCCAUCAGUGUCUGAAAAAAGCUUGAGUAGUAGAAUGUCAGAUGAAGCUCUGGCUGGGCUGAUCAGCAAAUAUACAAAUAAGAACAAUAGCAAGGGAAGUAGAGAGACCCCAGAUAGUGCCUCAUUCACUCUGAAGCCAUCAGUUGCCCCUACAAGUGCACAUAACAUAAAAACACCCACUGCCAGUCCACAUUGUAUCAAAACUCCUGUAUCUAACAUCUCUGACAGUGACAGUGUCAAUACUUCAACAAACUUUGCUCCAUCAACUGAUAUUCCAAAGAGGAACUUGCAUAAGCCAGUACCAUCUUGCAAAAGAAGUAUACAUACUCCACUCACUGAUAAUGAGUCAUUCAGAUCUUUAGUCCAAGAAGAGCUCCACCCACCAUCAGAUAAAAGAGUCAACAGCAAAGCUUCCCUUCAUAAAGACAAUGUCCCUGCCAACCGUUUGGCAGAUACAUAUAGCAAAUUAGAUAUAAAACCCUCAACUGAAUGUGUCAUUGACUCAUUAAGUGAGAUGAACUUUGAAUCAAAACUCAGAACUUUUAGAGGCUCUGAAACCAUUAGGACUGUGGAGUCCCCAAGGAUUACUAAACCUGAUUCGCAGAGUACAACUUUAACAAAUGUCUCUAUGAAAGAUGAGACACUAACAAAUGUAGAGAAUACUUCUAUAGAUCAGGCUAUUCUAUAUAGUGAUUCUGAAAUUACCCUGACCCCUAAGGAUUUGAAGUCGAGUGCUGAGUUACUAACAGAAUCAGUGCCUGAUAUUUCAUAUAAAGUAAACAAUAAAGCAGAGCCAAAAGACAUAGUUAGCAGCUCUGUUUCUUCAUUUCCUGAACUGAUUGACCUCCAGGGUAUGCCUCAUCAUGUGCAGACUGAGACAGCAUCAAAAACAAGUACUGCCAUAAAUGCCAAAUUUUCAAUAGAUAUUGAUAUACAGAAAACAUCUGUUACUGACAGUCUGUUACUAGCUAACUUAUCCCAAGACUCUAGCCAUUCAUCUUCAUUGGACAGUAUUUCUGAGGACAGCUUAUGUGUUGAGUCAUCUAACCAUCAGGAGGACACUGGUGGGACAACUUUGCCUGAGUCACAAGAAGUGAUGUCCCCUCGAAAUGGGCAUCAUUCUAGAACUUCAUCCCCUAAACCGCAGCCUACCAAGUCUAUCAAAUACAAUCAAAUCAAGCCAGUCACUGUAUCCUCUUUGAGAACUCCUGAAACACACAAAACACCUUCUCUAGUCAGCCCUCAAGAAAGUUUCUUUCUUUCUGAACAAUUCAAUAAGGUUCAACCCAUAUAUUUGUUUGAAGGGCACGCAGAGUCAUUGAGUGCCAAAGGCAAGAAUAGUAAGGGUAACUUUGUGCAAACCACAUCACUGAUCAAAGAACAAAAAACUGUUUCCUCUGUAAAUACAUCAACACAUUUCAGAAACCCAGAAGCCCACAACCUUGAUGUGGUUCUUCCAACAACAGUUGACAGAUCUGAACAAGCAGUGCAGCCUUCAUCUGGGGUACCACCAGCUCCUGCUUUAAAAUCAGUAAACUAUUCUUCUCCCCUAACUUACUCAGGAUCUCAGGUCUCCAAAGAAGAUACCCCUACAUCUGUUCUUGGAGGGCUCUCCAAGUCAAUAUGGUCACAAGAACAUUUACAUCCCAAUGGACAAAGGAGGCCACAGCCCACUGCACAGGACAGGAAAGACAAAACUCCUCAAGAUGGCCAAGCCUCAGUUGGAGAGCAGUCAGUGAGGUUCUCUCUCGAGGCCAGCAUGCUGAAAAUGCAGAAAGGUCAGCUGAAGUCAGUUAAGACCAGAGAGCCUCCUCCAUUGGUCACUGUGAUCAAGGAAGUGGACGAUACCCCAACAAUAUCUGUAGCCAGUAUUUUGAAGAAGGCUUUGAUUGAUAGACGAUUUGCAAUGGGAGUUAACCAUGACAGUGCAGACUUCACCCCUGAUGCAUCAUGGUCUAUGCAAGAUGAAGAACUCUGAUCAAACUGAAUGAAAGCAGAUAUCUUUAGUUAGGUAUUUGCAUUGCAGUUUAAAUAUUGGAAGAACAAGUUUGGCUAGUCCGAUAUGCAAUUAGCUGAUUAAAUACAGGCUUAUAACUGUCAUAAUAUGAUCUUGUGGCUGUCAUAAUAUUUGAAUUUAAUGCAAUAGAAUACUCAUAUAUUUUUUAAUUUUAGCUCACUAUCUUCUUUUUUUUUUUUUUUCUAAAUCAUAUCUAGUAAUGUUAUUUAUAUUUAUGACUUUUAUGAGGUAUCAUUACAUUGUAAUUGACUUCCUUCCAUUAGAGAUAAUUUGUUUCCACUAUUAAACAUUUUUCUAUGGUUGUUUUCAUACCUUUUUUUAAAAAUGUUGUUAAUGACCUAUUAGUUACUAAAUUGUACACAUUUUUUUUUGUGUAAAAAUGUUGUUAAUGACCUCUUUGUUACUAAAUUGUACACAUUUUUUUUUUGUAUAAUAGAGACAAGAGUUGUUUGAAAAUAGUUCAAUCUUUGAACAAAGAAAAUGGCACUAUGAAAGUUAUUGUUUCUACAUUUCAAACUUGUGCAUAUUGAAAGACUCUAUAAAAGUAUUUUGUUUAUCAUUAUGUUUAGAUAACUUUAUACUUUCGUCUGAACACGAUCUUGGUUUAUAAUGACACUUCUGUACAGACUUCAACUUUUCUGUAUGAUAUUAGGCUCAGGCCUCCUCAACUGAUAUCUUCUGAAAUGUGUCUACAAGAUCUUAUAGAACCAGAAGUUCUUCUUAUAAUGAGAACAUUGAUUAGAUUAACUACAAGCUUCUCAAGGAAAGGGAAAUGGUUGAAAGUAAAGGUUAAAAGUAAAUGAUUUACUUCAGCUGUAGAUUUAUUGUUUCAUUUACUUUCCCCAAUUCAUCUACAACUAGUCAGUGGAAGAUGUUAAGUUUUGUUUAUUGUAACACUUAUGUAGAAGAUAUGCUUAUAUUCUUGAAGUAUUUAAUACCUUGAAGAUGUUAUGAUACAUACUCUAUUUAUUUUGUCUACAUACACAACAACUUACAAUAUCUACAAGGUUUUUAUUUAAAAAUAUAAAAAAUAGUAUUUUCAUCUUUCCAAAGAAAAUUAGUAAGUAUUAUUAUUAUUAAUCAGUUAAAUGAUUUAUAGGCUCAUUCUCUAUAGACUAAUUCAACCAGCGCCUGUGAUAACAUUGAAAAACCUAGUAACUAUCUCAUAGCAAUGAGUGUUAUUGAAUCAGAUUUUUGUUACACUACAAUUUUGUUGUGUUUGUUUUUUUCAUGGACAUUUUUAUUGCCAUAUGCAAAAAAUAAAUAUUUUGUAGUGACCUAUGCAUCUUUAAUAUGUACUAUGACUAAUACCGGUAAUGUAAUAAUAAUAAUAUGUUGUAUUAAAAUCACUGGUAGGGCUGAAGAGUCAACAUCACAUUUCUACACAAUGUAACUAUCUUUUUUUUUUAAAUAUAAAAUUGUAUCAACUGCAAAUUUAUUAAGAAGAAAUUUGGCACCAACAUAUUGAAAGACUGCAUCACUAGUUCAGUAUUCAAUGGUUCUUAAAUAUUUUGACUAAAAAUGAUUAUAAAAUACAACUCUCCAAAUCUGCAGCCUUGGUUGAUGUCUAUUUUGUGUGAGUAUAUUGUUUAUUUGUAUAUGUUUGUUGCUUGUAAAACAUUUCAGAUGCCAUUAAAUGUUAUAACACAUUAUACAUUAAAUAUGCAUUCCAUACUUUUUUAUACUGACUUACAAAUGGUGGCAAAACAGAUUGUAUAUCUUUUGUGAUAUUAUAAAAUUGUUGUAUUUAUCAUAUGAGAAUUGAUUUUUUUAUCCUAUACAUAUCUAUUAUUAUUUCUAUGUAUAAUGCUUUAUAAAGAUGAUCAUAUAUGCACCAACAUUCCUUGAAUGCCAACUGUUGUGGAAAUGAUCUGUAAGAGGUCCAUCUAGGGCAGUGGUUCUCAACCUUUUAAGCUCGGCGACCCCAUUUUAGAAUCUCCCACUCUGCCGCAACCCCCUCCCCCCCCCACACACACAGCAAUAGAAGAAUAGACAAUAACAAUCCAUAUUUUCGAUGGUCUUAGGCAACCCCUGGCAAAUCGUCAAUCGACCCCCAAGGAGGUCGCGACCCACAGGUUGAGAACCCCUGAUCUACGGUUAUAUGGUGCCAGGGUUUAAAAAAAAACAAAAGAGGUUAAUUUAUGUAAUAAUAAACUAGAGAUGGUUUGCUGAGUUGUAUAUAUAUAAGUUUGCAAAUACCUUUUAUAGAAAUGUAUAUUCUACAUAUCAUUUUAUGUGUAUACUAUAUGGUAGUGAUAUUUUACAAGGCAAUGUCAUUUGUAUCACUAUUCCUGAGACAUUUGAAAUGCAGCUGAAAACAUGCUUUGAGUGUGGUGAUAAAAUAUAAGAUAUAAUUCUUUUAGUUGUGUUUAUUGUGAGCAUCAUUAACUUCAUUUCAUGCAGUGUUGCACUGUUGGUUUACUUUUUAAAAUGUUUGUUCCAUGGGGCUUUGCCCCUUGUUUUCUUUGUUAUUAUUAUGAUAAGUAUAUGAGCUUUGACAUAAUGGGCAGCUAUGUUCUAGGAACAGCACAACUUGUUUGUAGAGUUCCGGUGUACUUUGUUCUCCAAACCUUGGACCCAAUCAUUUAUGUAUCUCUUGUUCAUUCAGCUUGAUCACUUGCUAGAAAUGUGUCAAGCUUCUUACUUUAACAUAAUUUCUGAAAGGCUGUGUGUUUGUCAUGGCAGGUCUAUAUAAUAAUAAUAAUAAUAAUAAUUUUAUUUAUAAAGCGUUGUUAACAAACAAAAUGUAGGCUCAAGGCGCUGCAAUAACAUUACAAAGACUACAGAUAAAAUAACAAAUAUUAUAAAAAAGGUUUAAACAGAUUAGGUCUUUAUGUUCUUCUUAAAAGUGGUGUAGCAUGUUGUCUGUCUGAGAUCAAUGGGGAGUGAGUUCCAUAUAUGACUUUAAGGUGUGCAGCUCAACAUUUUGUUUCUGCUAAGUACUCAGUAAGUAGACUUAACAUCCUUAAGUAAUCACUUCCAGUCUAAUUACCACUAGAGUUUAGUAAAUGUAUAAUACCUCAUCAGUCUAUGUGGGUAUAUUAACUUAGGCUUAGGUUUAAAAAAAAAUGUUUUUUCCUUUUUUUUUAAAAAUCUGUUAUCAGAUUGAUCUUAAACUUCAAAAUGAAACAAAAUAUUUAUUAAUAAAUAAAAAAGGCUGAAGCCUCUUUUGUUGUAUUGACUAUACAUUGGAUAUAUUUCUUUAGUGAAUGUUUUAAUAUAUUAUAAGGCAAUCUUUUAACAUGGUAUUUGAGUGACCAUUUUGAUAUGUUCUUUGAUUGAGACAUUCACUAUUUCAUUUGUUGGAAUCAUUUCAUUAAAACUAGCUAUUUAUCUUGCUCACAGUUUGGUGUCAGUCUAAAAUCAAAAGAUAUUGUAAAAGUAAUCUGUUUGAAAAGAAAUCAAUAUAUUCAUUUAACUAAUGUGAUAUCUGGUGAAUCAUUUAUUACAGUUUUUAAAAUGUAAUUCACUCUUCCUUUCUAUGUCAUUAAAUGCGCUUUAUUUUGUCUGGAGUAAUUUUUCAAAAAUAUUUGUUACUUUAAUAUCAGCAUCCACUGGAGUGUUGUAUGUUUAACAUUGAAUUUCAAGAUGAAUGUACUGUGAUUGUUCUACUACAGUGUUUCCCAAACUUUAAAAUUUUUUCCUCAAUGGAACACUUUGCACAUUCUGAGUAUGUUGCUUAUUUGUUUAGAGGGAUUAAUUCACAUAUGCUGGCCUACUAGUUAAUUAUUCCUGUAGUUCUUGGAACACCUAUUCAAGCCUCACAGAACACUAGGGUUCUGUGGAACACAGUUUGGGAAACACUGAUUUAGUGGAUAGCUGUUACAAUGUUAUGUCACAAAUAUCUUGUUCUUAUUGUAGCUAUGAUUGAAGCUAUUCAAGAGUCUAUAUUUAUUCACAUAAAUCUUCUGGUGCUGCUUUCAAUAGUUCACUGUAAAUAGUUGUAUAGGAGGUUUUGUUCUGAAAUGACAUUGGCUGAUGUUUUAGAUCUGGUUAAACACCAAGCUAAACACUUGUUCCAUUGGAAGCAGGGUAUGGGUGUGUUUACACCUUUCAAUCAAACAUUUGUAACAUCACUUUUUUUCCCACUGCUCAAAACAUAAAGGCUGAUUUGUUGAUUAAAUGCUUGCCUGUUAAAUCUUUGCAUAAUUGGAGAGGAAUUGAUUUGACAAUUUAUUAACAUAAAAUACAAUAUUUUAAGAAUAGAUUUUAGUUGUAUUUUUUAGUCAUACAUUCUUGACAGUUGUCAUUAUUUGAAAGAAUUUUCAUUUUCCAUUUUAGAAAAUAAUUCAUAGUACUUUUUUGUGUCUCAAAUUAAAAAAAAAAUUAUAUUAUUGUUUAUUAAUGGAACCAAAUAUCUGUGUGUGCCACUAGUAGUUUCUCACUAAUGCUUGAGUCUUUACACUAAAGAGUUAACUUUGGCGCCCAUUUAAUUUAAUUUUAUUUCAUUUACACCCUAGAAACUAAACAAACAUAAAUAACUCUAUAACAAAAAUUAACAAUGUACUGAUCACUAUGACAUACACUAGAAGAAUAUUUCAGUGAAUCAAGUAGAAACAAUUAGUAGGUAUAAUAUUAUUAUAGCUUUUAUAUAGCCUUACUAUCAUGCUUAUAGCAUGCUCAGAGAGCUUUCGGUCCAAUCUCAUUUGAGGCCCAGUGGGGGGUAGGGGGUAUCUAGGAGUUGGUUUUCUGUGCUGCCUUUAGGCGCUCAGUAAACACAACUCUGCCUGAGUCGGGUGUCGAACCUCGAGCCCCCUUCUAGGUAGCCAAGUUCAAGCGCACUUGGCCUCUCGACCACGCUUCCCACUAUAGCUAUAAUAGCUUUGGGUCAGUACUAUCCUAUUACCUCGUGUUUAUAUAAACUUUUGUAUAUUAUUUAUAUAUCAAUAUAAACAUAAAUAAGUGAUUAUUUCAGAAUUCUGAGGUGAUUGGUGUAUACAGUGCAUGUGUUUUCAUGACUAGCCUUACAAUUACUUCAUAUAUUAGUUUUGAUAAAAACAGUUUUGUGAACAUUAUUAUUUCCAUAUGCAGCAGACUUUUUCUAUCCCCAGUAUUAGUUUAAAAUUUAGCAAAUCAUUUCUUUAUUAUAAACUUCAAAUAUUUUUUUUUUACCCAUUUUGAUCAAGAAAAUGUUCUUUAUUAAAAGUUUUUCUGAUUUUUGUAACAGGUCUCUCAGUGGUAAUGAAACCAGAUUUGAUUUGCUUAGCAGAAAUAGUUGAUUAAUAUUUCCACUAUUUUAAAGUCUAUUUAUAGGAAUUACAGUAAUUUCAAUGGUGUUUUCAGAUCAGUAAGCAUACUUAUUUAUUCAAGAUUGAUUCUGGUAAAAAUCUUUCCUGUAUGUUGACUGGAACAUGAGUACCUUUUUAUAUUACUUGGUGAUACCAAUAUUAUGUUUUUAUUGUUUUCAAUUAGAAUAAUACUACUUAUAACAGAGCAUAACUAGAGAUAUAACUUUCAUUAUACUAUUCCCCCAAAUGUGCCAUUAUUUCUUCAAUUACUCAGUGACACAGAAACUCAAGGACUUGUGUUUAAAACCAUAUCUGUUGAUAAUAUUUACAAUUUAUUAACAAAUUCUAUUUAGUUACUUUUGUAUUACAUUAUUGUAUUAUUAAAUUGUUUUAUCAGUGCUGCCUCACUUCAAGAUAGAGAGAGAGAGAGAGAGCAGCCAGGAGUGACAUUCAGAGUUGUUCCUUGGUGAACACUUUUGUAUUUUAAUUGUAGUGAUAUAUAAAAAAAAAUUAUUUGAUUUCUACAAUAUGUCAAGAAAAUGUCUUUAUUUAAUAAAAAUAAAAUCAAAAGCAGCAAACAUGCAAUUCUAGCUAAAAUGUUUAUAUACAUAAUAGCAUCGUUGCUUAAGGGGGAAUAUUUGCACAUUUUAAAUAAUCUUUAAUUAAGACACAAAUGUAAAAAAAAAUUGGAAUUGAAAAUGUGAUGAGAUUUAAUCACUGGUAUUCUUUAUUUUUUAAACCAAUUUUUUGUGACCAUUUUUAUUUCAAAAAAAUAAAUCAAAAAAACAUUUUUACUGUUGGUCAUGUGAAUGGGUGAAUUUUUUUUAUUUUUUAUUUUUUUUAGUGAAGAUUUAUUUUUUAAAUACUGGCAACUUGAAUCAAAAAUAUCAGCUACAAUAAAACCCAGAUAUAACUUAAGAUAUUUGUUUUUAAAAAGAAAAAUGCUGAGACACUUUAAACAAUGAACAUAUAAGAUAUUUAUUAACCUUUGGUUAUUAAUAACUUUUUUUUGGGGGGUGGGGGCUGGAUGUUGAUAGUAGUUAGUUAGUUCCGUUAGUUCUACUUAGUUUCUUUUGUAGUUUUUGUUUUGUAUAAGAAUUUUAUUUUUAAAUAUUUUGCUAUUAAUUUACCAUGUUUACUAGUUAGUUUCACUGUAUAUUUCAGUAUAGUUCUAGUUGACAAUGAUUAAAUGUGGAGAUAUAUAUAUACACUCACACAUGGCACUAUAUCUAUUGCUUUGAAACUCCGAUGUUGUAUAAGUGACAAGAAGAGAGUUUGCUGCAUAGAAUCUAGUUCCUGUUCACAAACAAUGUCUAGUGGCAAGCAGUGGCUCCACAUCUUUGUCUUUACAAAUGACUUAUGAAAGCUGUCAUGACAAAACAAGCCCAGCCUGCUCUCCAAGUAUUUAGAAGGAAGGACAACUUUGGUCUGCUAAAUUAAAUGAUCUACUAGUGCUGAUAUUUUGUUUUAUUGGCUAUGUUUAGAGAAACUGUAAUCAAAACAAUACAAGAGUUAUCCAAGUCAUUCACAG